AUGCGCAAUCCCCCGCCUGUGAGCCACCUGGCCCCAAACCGGCUAGUGGGACUCAACAACAGCCAAUUCACCUCGAACCAUACUGGGCAAGCCGCCUGCGGAACGAACGACGAGACGAAAGCGGACAUAGAGAGUGACGUCGAUGUGCCUUUGAGCUCCCAAACGACUGAGAAACGGACAACAAGCGCUCGCACACUGCAGCAGGACUUGCAGACCGACCCGCUUCGCCAUCGACAGAGCUCUAGACUCGUGGCCAAGGACUCGCCCCUCUCCUUUACCGUCUUGCCGACCUUUCGUGACCGCCGUUGA
Messenger RNA from Sporothrix schenckii 1099-18, 309 nucleotides. RefSeq lists its product as uncharacterized. NCBI's taxonomy places the organism in Eukaryota, Fungi, Ascomycota, Sordariomycetes, Ophiostomatales, Ophiostomataceae. The record is from RefSeq and is a predicted model, not a curated record. The transcript has a single exon. Bases 1 to 309 code for a protein of 102 amino acids.